Micromonas pusilla CCMP1545 is the source of this 753-nucleotide messenger RNA. RefSeq lists its product as uncharacterized. Bases 1 to 753 code for a protein of 250 amino acids. The transcript has 2 exons. NCBI's taxonomy places the organism in Eukaryota, Viridiplantae, Chlorophyta, Mamiellophyceae, Mamiellales, Mamiellaceae. The record is from RefSeq and is a predicted model, not a curated record.
AUGUCCUCCUCCCCCGCCCCGCCCCCCGCUCCCGUCGACGCGAAGCCCGCGAAGGAGCAGCCCGAUCGCAGCGGGUACGCGACGAUGAGCGCCAGGACGCUGAAGCGCCUCGAAGACGCCAAGACCGAGCUCGUGAAGCGCAUCCGCGACAAGGCGAACGACGCGCCCGCGCUCCUCGACGACGAGCCGGAGUACCCCGCGGACGCGUCCGACGCCGCGCGGAAGAGGCUCAAGACGUCGCACAACAAGCUCCUCGACGCGCGCUUCGAGAAACUGAGCGACGAGCACGUCACCGAGCCGGCGAUGAAAGACCUCAGGGCGUUCGCGUCCGCGCUCGGCGUGCGAGUCAAGGCGGUCAAGGUUGACGCCAAGGAGCACGACGACAAAUCGAAGCGGAAGUCGCCGCUGAAGCUCGCGCACGUGCUGAUCACCGCGAAGAGCGUGGCGUCGCUGGAGGCGCGCGACCGCGGCGGCGCGGAGGACGACGAGGAAACCGACCUCGGGCGCGUCCCGGUCAUCACACUGGUCCCCACACGACCGCGUUCGCGCGGUGCACGCCGUUCCUCGAGGACUUCGUCCGGCGCUUCUCUCCGCCCAGGGUCCCUCGGUUUCAACGCUCGACCGCGUCGCCUUUCAACUCCGACUGACGCGCCUUUGAACGCCGCCCCGACGUCGCUUCUUCGCGCGGACGCUCGACCCUCAGCGCGCGCGUCGCGGCGCCGGCGUCGGCGGGCGACGUCGACGCCGUCGUGA